This is a messenger RNA of Coregonus sp. 'balchen', 13492 nucleotides long. The record is from the annotation of a GenBank genome assembly. NCBI's taxonomy places the organism in Eukaryota, Metazoa, Chordata, Actinopteri, Salmoniformes, Salmonidae.
AGCGUUUCUUACCAUUUCCUUAUAUCACAAUGUCGGUGGCAUUUUCAUCGGCGCGCCCAAGGAGCAAAGGGGAGGUGACACAACAAACGAUACAAAAGGUAUGUCUUUCUCCAUUACGUUGUCUAAUAGGAAAUAUUUUAUUCUGGUCGAUUUGAGAGCGUGCACAGAGUCAGUCGGUGCCAAUGGUGGGAAAGUAGUCAACAUCAGCACAUAACUGGUACAGUAGAGCGAGCCAAACAAAGCGAGGUGAUCAUAGGACGCUAAUGAAAACAGAUUGACAUUCAUCAAAGGCUACUUUUUAUUGCGAUGUUACUGUUGUCCUUUACACUGCACAGUGUGGCUUUUCAUGGAAGCCUACAUAACGGCUACUACGUUAUGCGUUAGAACAACACAUGUUGUCUAAUAAUAGCCUAUAGCAUCCGAUAAAAAAAAAUCAAGUUUGUCCCGAGUCUGACUGAAUGUUUGCUUAUUCUGGUGCAUGCACUUCAUGAGAUUUUUUGUUAACUGUUAUUUGAGUGAUUUUUUUCUUCUUCUUGAAGCAACAUUUUAUCCUUUACAAAAUACACUCCAUAUGAUAGGCUAUUGUUACCAAAAAUAGCCAAAGAUGUGAGUAGACUAGUGAGAAUUAUUUAGACAGCCAGUGAUAAGAGGCAGGUACACUCGAUGAAUGGAUAGUCUGACAGUGGCGGAGAUGAUGGAAGGUGUGUGGAUCACCGGACAGUCUGAGCCUACGUGCAACAUCAUUGGACCUUUGUUUAUUCUCGAAGGAACGGGGAAGUCUCUUAUUGGUGCUUGUCAAAUUGUUGAGGGCAUAUAAUAUAUAUAUAUAUAUUUGUUUUUUACACGGUUAGAGAGCCUUCUUUGGAUCGUAGUAUCCUAUAGAGGACAGGUUCCCCUUUCUUGUUCACACUCGCUUUUUGUCACUGAUGUCAGAAUGUUGUGAUUGGUUGAAGAUAAUGGAGGCUUUUAGAGUUGCAGGAAAAAAGGAAAAACCAUGGCUCUGUCCGACUUAAACAGUCUCUUCUGCCCUAGGCUCUUUCUGGCAACGUUAAAUAUACUCCAAGAAAAACAGCUGACCCAGAUAAUUUUGUUCAGAGAGUUGGAAUGUAGGAAGGGGGGGGGGGGGGGGGGGGGGGGGUCGCAAGUCCCGAGAAUUCAGGACACUUUAUUAUAGUGUCAUAACACUGUUAUAAUAAGCUGCUUGCCUAACAUGAUUAUUUUUUUUAUCUCCCCAAGAUGUUGGAUGAAAAUCACCAUCUGAUACAAUGCAUAAUGGAUUACCAAAGCAAAGGAAAAACAGCAGAAUGCACACAGUAGGAGUCACACCUGUCCUCAUAGUGUUGUCACAGAUGCAUGUUAUGUAGGUUACUAUAGCAGAUGUGUACUUGUAUGAAGAUGUGUUUUAAGCAUGAAUAUAGUAUAUCACAGUUUAAUGAAAGUCAUUAUGUUGAAGGCUCCAAGUCUUGAUGAUCGACUUGUGAUUAGUGAUUAACCUGUCUUUCUGUGCUUUGACAGGUAUCAGCAGAUCCUUCACAGAAACCUAGUCUAUCUGGCCACGAUAGCAGAUUCUAAUCAGAACAUGCAGUCACUGUUACCUGCAGUAAGUCUGUGUGGAAUUACGCAACACAAUAGAGCCCCAUGUUGGUCUUCUUCACUCUCUCUCUCUCUUCCUUACCCGGCCUCAAUAGCUGUUCUUUCCUGUAAUACAAUUCCCAGAGCUGUAAAUUCACGUCUCUCCUCUCCUCCUGUUCUCCCAGCCUCCUACCCCUAACAUGGGGAGUAUGGGUCCUGGAGGAAUAGGGCAGAGCGGAGGCAGCGGGCCUCUACACUCCCAGAGUAACCUCAACGACACCAUGGCCCCUGGCCUGCCCCCUACCUCUAUGAUGCAGAGUCAGAUGAGCAAUGGUGAGACCUCCAUCUCCACACGCACGCACGCACGCACGCACGCACGCACACACACACACACACACACACAAUAUCCACUGUACCUGUACGUGUGUACUAUCUAACUGCUUGCCUCUCUGCCCAACUGACUGUCUGCUGCAUGUAUGUAUGUCGUCUGUCUGUCUACCUCUCCUAUGGCAGCAUAUUUGAUCUCGUCCUCUGCUCUGUCCAGACAUCAUUCUAUGGGUGCAUCUCAAUAUUUUAAAGUGGCUUCCUCUUCUGCACUGAUCACUUAAGACAGGAUACUGUAAGUGGAUGCUAACUGCACAUUAAGUAAUGGAGACGAGGAAAGAAAGCCACGUUAGACUAUUGAGAUACACCUCUUUGUAUCCAUACAGGUCUUUGUCCAUUUGUCGCUCCACUAAUUCUUCUCUCGUAGUCUCUCCUCAUAAUAUACACACCCUUGAUUCAAAACUUCAUUCUAGUCCUACACAAGCCUCCUGUGGUGUAGCGAUGAACUGAAUGUGUUGCGUUUCCGUGGCGCCUGUGACCAUGCUGGCGCUGCGUGUGCCUGAGUGGCUGGCUGCUCUGACUGCUCUGUGUGUCGUCAGGCCCCAGCCACGCUCCCAUGCAGCAGCAGGCGGGUCAGACACAGUCGGCUGGGACCUCAUCCACGUCCCUCAGCCUGCCAGCCACCACCCAUGGCUCAGCCUCCGGCUACAGCCACCCCAUGCCCCCCUCCUCCCAGGGCAGCAUGAUCCAGGGCCCUGGCCCAGGCUACGGUUCCUCCUCUUCCUCUUCUACCUCCUCCCGCAGCAACCUCAACAUGCAGUCCAACACAGGUGAGCCAGCCAGGUGCAGAGGAACCAGCGACAAGGGAUAAGCGGCAUAGCAAUACACCAUCAAAGCCAAUUAAAUGAAAUCGUUAUUGGAAACACUAUUCCUUUGGGAAUACCUAAUUGCUAAUUCCGCUAUUCUAUUUUGUUUUCUCCAGCGAGUCUUGUUGCUAAGUGCAUUGGUAACGAAUGUUGAGUCCACUCAUAGCGUAUUGUGAUUGGCAGGAAGUGAGCAGGGAGGGUGAGAGGCCAGCCCCCACUUGAGUAAAUGUCAGAGCUCUGGAAGGGAAGGGGGGGUGAUCAGGGAGGAAGGGAAGCAAAGAGGUUGAACAAUAGAGGAUGAAAUCAUAGAGCAGGGAUCAUCAACUUGAUUCAGCCGUGGGCCAAUUUUUCUUCUUGAGCGGAUGGUCGUGGGGCCGGAACAUGACCGCAAGAAGGCCAAACAGAUAUAAUAUUUUGACUAAAACAUAAUAAUUUUAAACCGUACUUAUAUUUGUAUAUGAUCACGUGUCUCGCUAUUAUGCGUGGGAAUACUUGGGAACAAAUUUCCAAAAUUAAAAUCACUUGGAGCUGAUUUCCUGGUGUUUUUACAGUCUUUUUUUGUCCCCCCAAAAAACAAUAAUAAAAAAACAACGAUAUACUGGAUACUGAACAAAAAUAUAAAUGCAACAUGUAAAGUGUUGGUCCCAUGUUUCAUGAGCUGAAAUAAAAUAUCCCAGAAGUUCUCUAAAAUGUUGUGCACAAAUUUGUUUACAUCCCUUUUAGUGAGCAUUUCUCCUUUGCCAAGAUAAUCCAUCUACUUGACAGGUGUGGCAUAUCAAGAAGCUGAUUAAACAUCAUGAUCAUUACACAGGUGCACCUUGUUCUGGGGACAAUAAAAGGCCACUCUAAAAUGUGCCGUUUUGUCACACAAUACAAUGCCACAGAUGUCUCAAGUUUUGAGAGAGUGUGCAAUUGGCAUGCUGACUGCAGGAAUGUCCAUCAGAGCUGUUGCAUGAUAAUUGAAUGUUAAUUUCUCUACCAUAAGCUGCGUCCAAUGUUGUUUUAGAGAAUUUGGCAGUACGUCCAACCGGCCUAACAACCGCAGACCACGUGUAACCACGCCAGCCCAGGACCUCCACAUCAUGCUUCUUCACCUGCGGGAUGGUCUGAGACAAGCCACCCGGACAGCUGAUUAAACUGCGAGUUUGCACAACCAAAUAAUUUAUUUACAAACUGUCAGAAACCGUCUCAGGGAAGCAGUUCUGUGUGCUCGUCAUCUACACCAGGGACCUGACUGCAGUUCAGCGUCGUAACCGACUUCAGUGGGCAAAUCCUCACCUUCGAUGGCCACUGGCAUGCUGGAGAAGUGUGCUCUUCACGGAUGAAUCCCGGUUUCAACUGUACUGGGCAGAUGGCAGCGUGUAUGGCGUUGUGUGGGCGAACAGUUUACUGAUGUCAAUGUUGUGAAUAGAGUGCCCCAUGGUGGCGGUUGGGUUAUGGUAUGGGCAGGCAUAAGCUACGGACAAAGAACACAAUUGCAUUUUAUCACAGAUAUACCGUGACGAGAUCCUGGGGCCCAAUGUCGUGCCAUUCAUCCGCCGCCAUCACCUCAUGUUUCAGCAUGCACGGCCCCAAGGAUCUGUACACAAUUCCUGGAAGCUGAACAUUUCCCAGUUCUUCCAUGGUCUGCAUACUCACCAGACAUGUCACCCAUUGAGCAUGUUUGGGAUGCUCUGGAUCAACGUGUAUGACAGCGUGUUCCAGUUACCGCCAAUAUCAAGCAACUUCGCACAGCCAUUGAAGAGGAGUGGGACAAUAUUCCACAGGCCACAAUCAACAGCCUGAUCAACUCUAUGCGAAGGAGAUGUGUCGCGCUGCAUGAGGCAAAUGGUGGUCACACCAGAUACUGACUGGUUUCCUGAUCCAUGCCCCUACUAGGUAUCUGUGAUCAACAGAUGCAUAUCUGUAUUCCCAGUCAUGAAAUCCAUAGAUUAGGGCCUAAUUAAUUUAUUUCAAUUGACCGAUUUCCUUAUAUGAACUGUAACUCAGUUAAAAUCUUUGAAAUUGUUGCAUUUAUAUUUUUGUUGAGUGUAUAAUUCAUUAUUUUUGCUCAGAAAACUUGGGGGGGCCAAAUAAAACCGCCAGUUUGCGAACCCUUUCUUAGAGUGAUACAUGUGUAUCUGAGAGUGUAGUGUGGAGGUUGGGAUUGAGGGUGUACUGUCAUUUUCCCUGUAUCAGUAGGGCCAAGAGAGGGAGGGAGAGAUAGGGAGGGAGUUCUGCUCUCCGAGGAUUCUAGAAAAUGAGGAUUGUAUUGAUUUAGACAGGAGGCAGGACACCGGUGGAUGAUUCACUGAUCCAAGGAACCCCUGAAGGUAUUCCACCUCCACAGCUUUUCAACAUCAUUCUCAAUAACCUCCCCUCUGCCCUCUCUGUUAGAAAAACUUCUCUAGUCUUUAUACACUUGAACUUCACACUCCAAAACCUGUGAAUGUCUGCAUUUUCCUGUAUGAACGACAAGAAGAACCAAACACAUUCAGUUCAUCAGACUGGUAGGCAGCCCCAUCCUCCCUCUGGAGUCUAGUAUCGUCGCUAGUCUAGCCCCAGUCACCUCCCUGCUUCAGGCUCUCCUCUCCUGACAUCUAACCCUGACAUGCAGCCCUGCAGCCCACCCACGUCUCCCUGGUUGUCCAUGUGUAUUUAUCUCUGUUUUAUGCACUGACCCCUCUCUGGCUUCUUUUCCAUUUACUCCAGAGCAUUUUAAAGCCUCUCUCUCUCCCAGAUUCUUUGAGUUUUGAAACAGACCCCCUCCCUUCCUGGCUACUCUCUGACUGUCAUGGCCCCUCCCUUUUGGCUUAAUUUUUCUCUUUUGAUUCUGCCUAUUGAUGACAAUGAUGAAGAUGUUGACAUUGUGUGUGUGUUAAUGUAUAAGAUCCCUCCCCAUAACGCCCCUUCCCCCACACCCCCUUUUAGUCUCCAUGAUGCACCAGCAGUCGGCCACACCUCAUUACCCGUCAUCCCAGACUGGGGGCGGACAGCAGCAGUACCAGGGCCAGCAGGCUGCUAUGGGCAUGUUGGGGCAGAGUGGACAAGGCAACAGCAUGAUGAGCCAGAGGCCCAUGGGGACCUACCGACCCACACAGCAAGGUAGGUGACCGUGGCUUUCUCUGUCUUUCUCCAGGCUGCUGCGGUUUGGUUAUGGGCUGCAGAUGAAUGCUAAGUCUGCAGGGAUGCAUGGGGCUCGCUGUGGUCUAAAUGUGGAGAAAAUGGCUAUAUGGUUCUGGGUGAAGAAGGUGACUAGGUUUUAGGUGGAGCUGAUUACUAGAGGAACUCCUGAAGAUAUAGCCACAGCGGAUGCAGACGACAUGGAUGUUGGCUGAAACGUGGAGAUGUUAAUGGUUAGCAGGUGUUUAGGAGGUGUGAGCCUAAAAAUCAGACUAUGAUAUUUAUGGUGGAUAUAAUCUGUCACGGAUACGCAUACGUUACCAUGGUAUCGCAGGUGUGUAGCCCAGAUGAUCUGACCCAUAGUAAUGGCCUGCCUGUGACUUUAAGAGGCAGACUGAAGAUUUAUGGCUGUUGUCACAUGGAGUCCCAGUCACUGUAAAUCACUUUACCCAUGCUGUGUCAGCAUGUGCCUAAAACUAGUCCCUCAACGUCCCCUUGUGUUUGGUGUGGGACGUGGGCUAGGCACGUACCUCACAGAGACUAAUCAGUAGCUCGUCUGUAGGAUGUCUGAGAAAAUGUCUCCAGGGCAACAGAGGUCACUUGCCCUGGGUUGUAUGUUGUGGCUUGGUCUUAUCCCAGCUUGUCCAGGUACAAUCACUAGAUAUUGUCUACAAGGAGUCUAUUGUUCCAGUGUAUAGUUCAUCACUGACAAUGGAUAUUUCUCAAUGGGAAAUUGAAUCGUUUAUUUUUUUUGCCAUGGAAGGUUAUUUGUUCACUAGCCGUUGACUGCUGUGAUAAUGGUCCUUUUUGCAUUACGUUAUAAGAUCAAUAUGUUGUAGAAUAUUUAUAUUUAGCGAGACUGUGAGUUGCUGUCUUGCAGAUACAGCGAUAUUUCUAGCAAUACUUCUGGCAACGGAAAUACAUAUAUUUGGUUUCUGAUUCAAUUGUUUGUGAAGGAAUGGCAUCUGGAGUUUCUGCACACCACCACCACAGCGUCUCCCAUAUGAUUGGCCCACUGGGAUUUCUAAAACCACUUUGUCAUUGGUCCUUUCAGAAAGUCAUAUUUCAUUUAAUUCUCAUAGGAUUCUAUAUUUUUUCAGAUCAUGGUUUGGAUAGGGCUGAACAUUCUGAAAUUAGAUUGAUUGGACUCAAAUGGAAGCCAAAAUGAUGAAUUUUCUUCCCAUGACAAACAUUACCAAUUCCCAUUUCAGAUACAGUAGGGAAUAGUAGUAGUAGUAGAAUAGUAGAAUAGAACAAAGUAACUGAAAUACCGAUUACGUAGGUUUCCACAAGAGACUUCAAUCUACUCUACUAAUAGGACCUCUUGAACUUGAGUCAUUCAACUACAAAAAAGCUUCUCAUUACGUAAUUAGCACCCAUGAGACACCACUUCUCUCUCUCUCUCUCUCUCUCUCUCUAUCUUACACACACACACACACACACACACACACACACACACAUAUACACACACACACACACACACACACACACACACACACACACACACACACACACACACACACACACACACACUCCCCUCCAACUGCCAAAGCGCCCUGGCCCAGCCCACUUUAGUCACCAACACAGAGGCCCAUUGGUCCGACCAGCUGAUUAACCAAUCCUGGUGUCGACUGUCUUGCAGGAUCUGCACCGCAGUACAUGGGACAAGACGAUUUCUACGGAGAGCAGUACGGACACACUCAGAGCUCCAGCGAGCCCAUAAACCAGCAGUAUUACCCUGAUGGUAAUCAUUUAGAGCCUUGACCCUCACACACACAACCCCUCCAAAACACACACACACCCAUACAUGCCAUACCGUCUCAGUGUUAUCCCACUGCCCUGUCUUCAAGUUAUACUGCAGUGCUGAACUCCAUAUUCCAAUCCUCUGGCUUCUUGUCUUUCCUUUCCCUUUAUGUGGGAGUUCAAUUGGAGUCUUUUGUACGGUGGAUUUUUGUGGAUGGAUUAUGAUUGUUAUGGCAAAGUGCUGAGGUUGGUCUUAGAACUGUUUCCUCCCGGUGUGUCUCUGUCAAUAGUGUUCCCCUUUGGUGUGCCGAAAUGUGAGAUUUCCCAUUUUUGAAAAUCGUUCAGGGCAGAGCUCCAACUGAUUCUAGGGUGUUUUUGUGUGCUUUGUGUCUGCAAAUGUCUGUUUGUGCUCUUGCCAUCUUAUGGGUGCACACCUAUGUAUGUAAGCUUUUUACAAACUGUGAGAGGACCAAGCUCUCUACUGUAACUGUGUGAGGAGCCACAUUGUUUUUGGUAGAUUGGUUUUGUCAUGUGCUCAUUCCUGCCCCCUCCAGGUCAUGGCGAGUACUCCUACCAACAGUCGUCCUACGGUGAACAGGGCUAUGAGAGGUCCUUUGACGAGUCCUCACAACACUACUACGAAGGAGGUAUGUUCCCAAAACACACAGACUCAUGCCUAAUAAGCAUAAAGGUUGUGUAACUUGUGAUAGUAUUGUAGCUGCUAGCUAUGUGCCACAGUAGGCCUAAUCUCGGACACCCAGAACUAAAAUCUUGCGUAAUUGCGUCAGAUGCUCGAUUACUAUUUAUGUUACAUGCAUCUGUCCACGAGAGAUUACAGUAUGAAGUUAAGCCUUGAUGUGGUUAAAUUACUACUCCCGACCCCCAGGCAACUCCCAGUACAGUCAGCAGCAGCCUCAGUACCAGCAGGGGUCAGGCCAGCAGCAGCCCUUCAGCCAACAACAGUACCCCUCACAGCAGGGCUACAGUGGACAGCCACAGGGCUACGGUAAGGAACACACACAUAGGCGCACACACACACACAUGCUUGCAUGAACGCACAGACAUACAGUGGCUUACGAAAUGAUUCACCCCCCUUGGUAUUUUUCCUAUUUUGGUGCCUUACAACCUGGAAUUAAAAUGGAAUUUUAGGGAGUUUGUAUCAUUUUGAUUUACACAACAUGCCUACCACUUUGAAGAUGCAAAAUAUUUUUGAUUGUGAAACAAACAAGAAAUAAGACAAGAAAACAGAACUUGAGCGUGCAUAACUAUUCACCGCCCCAAAGUCAAUACUUUGUAGAGCCACCUUUUGCAGCAAUUACAGCUGCAAGUCUCUUGGGGUAUGUCUUUAUAAGCUUGGCACAUCUAGCCACUGGGAUUUUUGCCCAUUCUUCAAGGCAACACUGCUCCAGCUCCUUCAAGUUGGAUGGGUUCCGCUGGUGUACAGCAAUCUUUAAGUCAUACCACAGAUUCUCAAUUGGAUUGAGGUCUGGGCUUUGACUAGGCCAUUCCAAGACAUUUAAAUGUUUCCCCUUAAACCACUCGAGUGUUGCUUUAGCAGUAUGCUUAGGGUCAUUGUCCUGCUGGAAGGUGAACCUCCGUCCCAGUCUCAAAUCUCUGGAAGACUGAAACAGGUUUCCCUCAAGAAUUUCCCUCUAUUUAGCGCCAUCCAUCAUUCCUUCAAUUCUGACCAGUUUCCCAGUCCCUGCCGAUGAGAAAUAUCCCCACAGCAUGAUGCUGCCACCACCAUGCUUCACUGUGGGGAUGGUGUUCUCAGGGUGAUGAGAGGUGUUGGGUUUGCACCAGACAUUGCAUUUUUCUUGAUGGUCAAAAAGCUCAAUUUUAGUCUCAUCUGACCAGAGUACCUUCUUCCAUAUGUUUGGGGAGUCUCCCACAUGCCUUUUGGCGAACACCAAACGUGCUUGCUUAUUAAAAGCAAUGGCUUUUUUCUGGCCAUUCCUCCGUAAAGCCCAGUUCUGUGGAGUGUACGGCUUAAAGUGGUCCUAUGGACAGAUACUCCAAUCUCCAAUGUGAAGCUUUGCAGCUCCUUCAGGGUUAUGUUUGGUCUCUUUGUUGCCUCUGAUUAAUGCCCUCCUUGCCUGGUCCAUGAGUUUUGGUGGGCGGCCCUCUCUUGGCAGGUUUGUUGUGGUGCCAUAUUCUAUCCAUUUUUAAAUAAUGGAUUUAAUGGUGCUCCGUGGGAUGUUCAAAGUUUCUGAUAUUUUUUUUAUAACCAAACCCUGAUCUGUACUUCUCCACAACUUUGUCCCUGACCUGUUUGGAGAGCUCCUUGGUCUUCAUGGUGCCGCUUGCUUGGUGGUGCCCCUUGCUUAGUGGUGUUGUAGACUCUGGGGCCUUUCAGAACAGGUGUAUACAGUGGGGGAAAAUAGUAUUUAGUCAGCCACCAAUUGUGCAAGUUCUCCCACUUAAAAAGAUGAGAGAGGCCUGUAAUUUUCAUCAUAGGUACACGUCAACUAUGACAGAAAAAAUGAGAGAAAAAAAAUCCAGAAAAUCACAUUGUAGGAUUUUUUAUGAAUUUAUUUGCAAACUAUGGUGGAAAAUAAGUAUUUGGUCAAUAACAAACGUUUCUCAAUACUUUGUUGUAUACCCUUUGUUGGCAAUGACACAGGUCAAACGUUUUCUGUAAGUCUUCACAAGGUUUUCACACACUGUUGCUGGUAUUUUGGCCCAUUCCUCCAUGCAGAUCUCCUCUAGAGCAGUGAUGUUUUGGGACUGUCGCUGGGCAACACAAACUUUCAGCUCCCUCCAAAGAUUUUCUAUGGGGUUGAGAUCUGGAGACUGGCUAAGCCACUCCAGGACCUUGAAAUGCUUCUUACGAAGCCACUCCUUCAUUGCCUGGGCGGUGUGUUUGGGAUCAUUGUCAUGCUGAAAGACCCAGCCACGUUUCAUCUUCAAUGCCCUUGCUGAUGGAAGGAGGUUUUCACUCAAAAUCUCAUGAUACAUGGCCCCAUUCAUUCUUUCCUUUACACGGAUCAGUCGUCCUGGUCCCUUUGCAGAAAAACAGCCCCAAAGCAUGAUGUUUCCACCCCCAUGCUUCAGAGUAGGUAUGGUGUUCUUUGGAUGCAACUCAGCAUUCUUUGUCCUCCAAACACGACGAGUUGAGUUUUUACCAAAAAGUUAUAUUUUGGUUUCAUCUGACCAUAUGACAUUCUCCCAAUCCUCUUCUGGAUCAUCCAAAUGCACUCUAGCAAACUUCAGACGGGCCUGGACAUGUACUGGCUUAAGCAGGGGGACACGUCUGGCACUGCAGGAUUUGAGUCCCUGGCGGCGUAGUGUGUUACUGAUGGUAGGCUUUGUUACUUUGGUCCCAGCUCUCUGCAGGUCAUUCACUAGGUUCCCCCGUGUGGUUCUGGGAUUUUUGCUCACCGUUCUUGUGAUCAUUUUGACCCCACGGGGUGAGAUCUUGCGUGGAGCCCCAGAUCGAGGGAGAUUAUCAGUGGUCUUGUAUGUCUUCCAUUUCCUAAUAAUUGCUCCCACAGUUGAUUUCUUCAAACCAAGCUGCUUACCUAUUGCAGAUUCAGUCUUCCCAGCCUGGUGCAGGUCUACAAUUUUGUUUCUGGUGUCCUUUGACAGCUCUUUGGUCUUGGCCAUAGUGGAGUUUGGAGUGUGACUGUUUGAGGUUGUGGACAGGUGUCUUUUAUACUGAUAACAAGUUCAAACAGGUGCCAUUAAUACAGGUAACGAGUGGAGGACAGAGGAGCCUCUGAAAGAAGAAGUUACAGGUCUGUGAGAGCCAGAAAUCUUGCUUGUUUGUAGGUGACCAAAUACUUAUUUUCCACCAUAAUUUGCAAAUAAAUUCAUUAAAAAUCCUACAAUGUGAUUUUCUGGAUUUUCUUUUCUCAGUUUGUCUGUCAUAGUUGACGUGUAACUAUGAUGAACAUUACAGGCCUCUCUCGUCUUUUUAAGUGGGAGAACUUGCACAAUUGGUGGCUGACUAAAUACUUUUUUUCCCCACUGUAUAUACUGAGGUCAUGUGACAGAUCAUGUGGCACUUAGAUUGCACACAGGUGGACUUUAUUUAACUAAUUAUGUGACCUCUGAAGGUAAUUGGUUGCACCAGAUCUUAUUUAGGGGCUUCAUAGCAAAGGGUGUGAAUACAUAUGCACGUACCACUUAUCCGUUAUUUAUUUUUUGUAAUUUUUUGAAACAAGUUAUUUUUUCAUUCCACUAUUUUGUGUAUGUCCAUUACAUGAAAUGCAAAUAAAAAUCCAUUUAAAUUACAGGUUGUAAUGCAAAAAAAUAGGAAAAACGCCAAGGGGAUGAAUACUUUUGCAAGGCACUGUACGUUGACAGACACACAGACAGACACACACAUGCCUAUGUUUUGCUAUGGACAUAUUGAUGUUGCUCAUUAAAUGCUGAUAGUCGGGAUGGUUGGGAAUUGAACAUUAAAUCAGUACAUUUCUUUUGAAAGAUGAUGAUUGUUUCACUGUGACAUCCGUCAGUGUGAUUCAAGACUUUGUUGAUUGACUGAUUUGGUCUCCAGGUCCAGGUCAAGGUGCAUCGUCCCAGUACCCCCAGUACCAGCAGGAUCAGGGCCAGCAGUACAGCUCCUACCGCUCCUCCCAGGCUGCCUCUGGGGCACAGACACAGAGGCCCUACGCCUACCAACAGGUACAGCUACAGCUAACCCCAACCCCACGUUUUGAGGAGGACCAUGCUGUCCAACAAAACAUUGGGUAAAUUGGGCAACUCACACCGCAAAUUACCACAGUGGCGAUGCCCAUGGGUUGCUUUGAAUCAUGAGAAAGUAUUCAUGAACAAAAGUAUUCCCCAUCUCAUGUUGACCUGAAAUGACUAAAGAUGUUUAUCUUCUACCUCCCUUUCUCUUAGGGUCAAUACGGAAACUACCAGCAGUAAGGCACCACCUCCUGGGAAAAGUGGUGGACAAGUUAGGCAAGGGAACAGUUCUGUGAAUACCCCCCAACAGUCGUGUGUAAACCAGUCUCUGAGUAAAUGAGUUAGAUUUAUCUCUGAAUCCUUUCAGUUUGCUGAGACACAGAUUAGCAGGCUAGACUAAGUCAGAUCCAUGUUCUGCUGGUUCAUUAUUUUCUAACUGAGUAGAGGUGAACUGGUUCAGGAGAUCCUGUAUGAAGCACCUCUCAUCUCUGCUUUUUCUCCUUCUCCUCACCCUCGAAGAGGAUUUGAAUUAUGGGGGUAUCUGGUAACAAAUCGGGGCACCCCCAAAAGCAUUAUUAAAUUAACGGGGGCACCCUCAUAAGUGUUGAAAAGACUCAUAUGUUUAAUUCUAACCUUGCCUCUAAAUGUCUUCCUUUCUUGGUCUCUCUCCUCUCUAUCACUCUCUCAUCCUCCUUUUCUGUCUUUGUCUUUCACAGGGUGCACAAUACAAGUGCUGUCCUCUGUCUUUAAGAUUGUAAUUUAUAAUGUGCCCAGGUCACGAAAAUAACGUUUGGUAACAUUUACUUAAGAUUGAGCUAAUAUAAUACGUUCAGCAUCUUUUAUUCAGUGUAAAGAAUAACUUGAUUAAGGUGAAAAUGGGACUUGUCAGUAUAGUUCAACCUGAAGUGUUCAGGUUGUGUUUGAAACUGUGAAGUUGUGUAGGUCGGUGUGUGGUGUUACCGACUGUUCAGUGUUACCACUCUGUCUGUGUAUGAAGAACCAAUGUUUGAGUAAGGUUAUAGACACAAUAGCUGGUAGAUUGACAAGAGUGUGCAACUAUCAACAACCAUCAUAAUAUUACAACUAAUAUAUACAAUCCAUUUCCUUGAUCAAUCCCUUUUGUUAAUUCUUUAAUUUUGUUUGAUAUCUUUUAACUAAGCCUUUUUUUUUAUUAAUCAAAAUUAUUUGUAACGUUUUAUAUGUUGGGACUUUUUCCAUGCUAUAUUUACACAGAACAAAAAUAUAAAUGC